AUAAAUAAAUCAGAGGUCUGUAAGAAGCUACGUUGCUACGAAGUCUCUUCAUUUUAGCUUUAUCCAUAUCUAUCUAUCUCUGUAUCUGUAUCUAUCUAAAUUUGCACUGUAUCAUACAUGGGAAACAAACUUUCACAGAAUGAACACACUGCAACGUUCUACUACUACUACCUUAGUUUAAUGUAGUAUACAUGGUAUCCUCCUACUUCAGCUAUGGAAUCUGCAAGGACCAUUUUUUGUGCGUCUCCACCUUUUCCUCCAAGAACUCACCAUUGGAACACUCUUCCUUCAUCUUCUUACACUUCUGUUUUGAUGUUUCGCGAACAAGCUGCCCCUACUGUCUCCUCCCGGUCUACUAGUGUUUCAGCCCAAAAAUUUCCCACCUCAGUGCUUUUACAAGAGCAGCGUGAUGAGCAGAGGCCUCUUUUGCACGUUUCUAAGGAAGACAAGACAUGCCAGGCAGUAUUAAAUGCAAGGCAGGUGGAUAUGUCCUUGGUUCAUGAAGAGAAUAACAUUGGCAAAGUUGAUCAGGUAGUAGAUGAUUUUCGGCAGCACUUGCAUCUCUGGCCCCACUUACAGAACUUAUUAACUUCCUCAGAAACCGGAGAAGUUGAUGCUUCUUCAACUCUACAGCAUGUUACUGUUGCAGAGAGGCCAGCUAAUGAUGUGCCGUGUAAUGCAAUUUCUCUUAGUAGGCAAGCUUUGUCUCCCUCAAAACAUGAAGCCUCAGUAGCUGAUGACUUGAAAUCAAUUAGCGCUGAUGACGAUGCUGAUGAUUCAAUUCCUUUUAGUUUCGCUGACCCAUCACGUCGAAGCAAUAAAACUGUAAGGUCAACACGGCUUCUAGAGAGACAAUCAAAACAAAGAAAAGUAUCCAAGUCAAAAGUUAAAGACAAUGAUACUUACCUUGCAAGAAAGGAUGAUCCACAGGAAAGGAUACGUGUGAAAAGGAAAAUAAAUGAAGCAUUUGAUCAAAACGAUCCCCAGCGCUUGUUCUUGCGGAGUCCUGGCAAAAAACUUUUGCCUAUUGAAGAAGAGUCUCAGUUGAUUGUUCAGAUACAGGACUUACUGAAAUUGGAAGAAUUGAAGACCAGUCUUCAAUCUCAAUUUGGGAGAGAACCAACUAUGGCUGAAUGGGCUGAGGGUGCAGGACUUAAAUGUCGAGCGCUGCAAAUGAAGCUUCGUUGUGGCAACAGAAGCAGAGAAAAGCUGAUUAAAGCAAAUUUGCGCAUGGUACUCCAUGUUGCUAAAACUUACCAGGGGCGUGGUCUCAGCCUUCAGGACUUAUUACAGGAGGGAAGUAUGGGUCUUUUGAAGAGUGUUAAAAAGUUUAAGCCCCAAGUGGGUUGCCGAUUUGGUAGUUAUGCAUAUUGGUGGAUAAAGCAAGCAAUAAGGAAGGCCAUAUUUCAUCAUUCGAGGACAAUCCGUUUGCCGGAAAAGGUAUAUACCCAGUUGGGCAAAAUAUUGGAGGCAAAGAAAUUAUACAUUCAAGAGGGCAAUCUUCGCCCAACCAAAGAAGAUUUGGCAAGAAGGGUAGGAAUUUCAGAAGACAAGAUUUCCAGUUUGCUAUAUGUUGCCAGAAUUCCAAUGUCUAUGCAGCAAACUGUAUGGACUGACCAAAAUACAACUUUCCAGGAGAUUACUGCAGACACUUCAAUCGAGUCCCCAGAUAGUAGCGUUUCAAAAGAGCUUAUGAGGCGGCAUGUGCUCAAUCUACUAAGCACGCUACGCCCGAAAGAAAGGAGGAUAAUCCGGCUAAGAUUUGGUUUUGAGGAUGGAGAACAAAAAUCUUUAUCAGAAGUUGGAGAGAUAUUUGGUUUGUCCAAGGAAAGGGUCCGUCAGUUGGAGAACCGCGCGUUCUACAAGCUCAAGAAGUGCCUUGCAAGCCAAGGACUUGAUGCUUAUGCAGACUUGCUUGUAUAGAUCAGUGAAAACAAGGUUAUGCACAUGGCUGAAAAUCUAAGAGCUUUUUCUGCACACUUUUCUAUAGGGAGUGCCUAAAUCAAGCUUUUGAAGGCAAAGUUAACACUAUACCACUGCAAUUGAGUACAAAUCAGAGGGCCUAAUGGCUGGCGGAAAAUGAAUUGAAGUGUUAAAAAGUUGAGGCUUAUACAAAUGAGAACACUUGUAGGUGAGAAUAUUGAUGAUAUUUAUGACACAAAAUAAAUUGUUUUUUUACCUUAAAUCUAUAGUAUUUUUUGUACGUUUAAUAUGAAUUUGUGUUCUCUUUAAUUAUAAAAAUAAAACCCUAUGAUUACUCAAA
Molecule: messenger RNA, 2263 nt
Organism: Lotus japonicus
Lineage: Eukaryota; Viridiplantae; Streptophyta; Magnoliopsida; Fabales; Fabaceae
Product: RNA polymerase sigma factor sigF, chloroplastic-like
Exons: 9
Coding region: 214-1923 (569 amino acids)
Biological process (GO): DNA-templated transcription initiation; regulation of DNA-templated transcription
Molecular function (GO): DNA-binding transcription factor activity
Source: RefSeq, a predicted model, not a curated record